Molecule: messenger RNA, 3498 nt
Organism: Gracilinanus agilis (Agile Gracile Mouse Opossum)
Lineage: Eukaryota; Metazoa; Chordata; Mammalia; Didelphimorphia; Didelphidae
Product: zinc finger protein 850-like
Exons: 4
Coding region: 1-3498 (1165 amino acids)
Biological process (GO): regulation of transcription by RNA polymerase II
Molecular function (GO): RNA polymerase II cis-regulatory region sequence-specific DNA binding; DNA-binding transcription factor activity, RNA polymerase II-specific
Source: RefSeq, a predicted model, not a curated record
AUGAAUAAGGAUCCCUGUGACUUCAUUUUGAGAGAAAUCUGUGAUGCUAAAAUCAAGGUAAAUAAAAAUCCAAAGAGUGAUUGUGAAUUUGAUGAAAUAGCAGAGAAAUUCAGCCAACAUUCAGUCCUAAAUGAGUAUAUGAAAUUGACCUCAGGAAAUGACUGUUGGGAUAGUGAAUACACCAAAUCCUUUCCUGAAAAAGUAGGAUUUGAUCAGUCACUUGAGAAUUGUCCUGAAAUGCCCAUGUAUCAAGGUAACCUCGGGAGAAUCGCCUAUGGCUCCAGUUUAGACCUCACAGGACAUCCAAAGAGUAAACAUAUAGAGAUGCUCUCUGUGAGUAAAAAAGGGGUGAGAUCUUUUAGUCAGAACUCGAAGGUUGGUUCAUACCAAAUAAUCCACUCUGAAGAGAGACCUUAUGAAUGUAAACAGUGUGGAAAGUCUUUCAAAUGGAGGGGGAAUCUUGCACAGCAUCAGAGAAUCCACACUGGAAAGAAACCUUAUGAAUGUACACAACGUGGAAAGACUUUAAUUGAGAGGGGCUCUCUUGAUAGGCAUCAGAGAAUACACUCUGGAGAGAAACCUUAUGAAUGUAUACAAUGUGGAAAGACUUUCAAACGGAGGAGCCAUCUUGCUGUACAUCAGAGGAUCCACACUGGAGAGAAACCUUAUGAAUGUAAACAAUGUGGAAAGGCUUUCACAGAGAGGGGCAGUCUUGCUGUACAUCAGAGAAUCCACUCUGGAGUAAAACCUUAUGAAUGUACACAGUGUGGAAAGGCUUUCACUGUGAGGGACUCUCUUGCUAAGCAUCAGAGAAUCCACUCUGGAGAGAAACCUUAUGAAUGUAAGGAAUGUGGAAAGGCUUUCACAGAGAGGGGCCAUCUUGUUGUACAUCAGAGACUCCACACUGGAGAGAAACCUUAUGAAUGUAAACAGUGUGGAAAGGCUUUCACCGUGUUGAGCAACCUUACUGUACAUCAGAGAAUCCACUCUGGAGAGAAACCUUAUGAAUGUACACAGUGUGGAAAGGCUUUCACCGUGAGUGACUCUCUUGCUAAGCAUCAGAGAAUCCACUCUGGAGAAAAACCUUAUGAAUGUAAGGAAUGUGGAAAGACUUUCAAACAGAGUAGCAAUCUUGCUGUACAUCAGAGAAUCCACACUGGAGACAAACCUUAUGAAUGUAAACAAUGUGGAAAGGCUUUCACAGUAAGGGACUCUCUUGCUAAGCAUCAGAGAAUCCACUCUGGAGAAAAACCUUACGAAUGUACACAGUGUGGAAAGGCUUUCACAGAGAGCAGCUCUCUUACUGCACAUCAGAGAAUCCACACUGGAGACAAACCUUAUGAAUGUAAACAAUGUGGAAAGACUUUCAAACAGAGGAGUCAUCUUGCUGUACAUCAGAGAAUCCACACUGGAGAGAAACCUUAUGAAUGUAAGGAAUGUGGAAAGGCUUUCACAGAGAGAGGCCAUCUUGCUGUACACCAGAGAAUCCACACUGGAGACAAACCUUAUGAAUGUAGACAAUGUGGAAAGGCUUUCACUGUGAGGGACUCUCUUGCUAAGCAUCAGAGAAUCCACUCUGGAGAGAAACCUUAUGAAUGUACACAGUGUGGAAAGGCUUUCACAUGGAGGGGAAAUCUUUCUGAGCAUCAGAGAAUCCACACUAGAGAGAAACCUUAUAAAUGUAAACAAUGUGGAAAAGCUUUCACACGGAGGGACCAUCUUGCUGCACAUCAGAGAAUCCACACUGGAGACAAACCUUAUAAAUGUAAACAAUGUGGAAAGACUUUCAUACAGAGGACUCAUCUUGCUGCACAUCAAAGGAUCCACACUGGAGAGAAACCUUAUGAAUGUAAACAAUGUGGAAAGACUUUCAUACAAAGAAAUCAACUUGCUGUACAUCAGAAAAUCCACACUGGAGAGAAACCUUAUGAAUGUAAACAAUGUGGAAAGGCUUUCAUAGAGAGGGGCUCCCUUGCCAAGCAUCAGAGAAUCCAUACUGGAGAGAAACCUUAUGAAUGUACACAAUGUGGAAAGGCUUUCACAGAGAGGGGCUCUCUUGCAAAGCAUCUGAGAAUCCACUCUGGAGAGAAACCUUAUGAAUGUACACAAUGUGGAAAGGCUUUCACAGAGAGAGGCUCUCUUGCUAAGCAUCAGAGAAUCCACUCUGGAGACAAACCUUAUGAAUGUAAACAAUGUGGAAAGACUUUCAAACGAAGUAGCCAUCUUGCUGUACAUCAGAAAAUCCACACUGGAGUGAAAUCUUAUGAAUGUAAACAAUGUGGAAAGGCUUUCACUGUGAGGGGCAAUCUUUCUAAGCAUCAGAGAAUCCACACUGGAGAAAAACCUUAUGAAUGUAAACAAUGUGGAAAGCUUUUCACAGACAGGGGUAAUCUUGCUAAGCAUCAGAGAAUCCACUCUGGAGAGAAACCUUAUGAAUGUAAACAAUGUGGAAAGGCUUUUACCGUGAGGGGCAAUCUUGCUAAGCAUCAGAGAAUCCACACUGGCGAGAAACCUUAUGAAUGUACACAAUGUGGAAAGGCUUUCACUGUGAGGGGGAAUCUUGCUGAGCAUCAGAGAAUCCACACUGGAGAGAAACCUUAUAAAUGUAAACAAUGUGGAAAGGCUUUCAAACGGAGUAACCAUCUUGCUUCACAUCAGAGAAUCCACACUGGAGAGAAACCUUAUGAAUGUACAGAGUGCAGAAAGACUUUCAGGCACAGUGUAAGUCUUGCUGCACAUCAGAGGAUCCACAGUGGAGAGAAACCUUAUAAAUGUACACAAUGUGGAAAGGCUUUCACACAGAGGGGUAAUCUUGGUAAACAUCAAAGAAUCCACUCUGGAGAGAAACCUUAUGAAUGUAAACAAUGUGGAAAGGCUUUCACAGAGAGGGGCUCUCUUGCUGCACAUCAGAGAAUCCACACUGGAGAGAAACCUUAUGAAUGUACACAAUGUGGAAAGACUUUCACAGAGAGGGGAUCUCUUUCUGCACAUCGGAGAACCCACUCUGGAGAGAAACCAUAUGAAUGUACACAAUGUGGAAAGGCUUUCACAGAGAGCGGCUCUCUUACUGUACAUCUGAGAAUCCACACUGGAGACAAACCUUAUGAAUGUAAACAGUGUGGAAAAACUUUCAAAAGGACAGGUCAUCUUGCUGAGCAUCAGAAAAUUCACACUGGAGUGAAAUCUUAUGAAUGUAAACAAUGUGGAAAGGCUUUCACUAAGAGAAGUAAUCUUGCUGUACACCAGAGAAUCCAUUCUGGAGAGAAACCUUAUGAAUGUACACAGUGUGGAAAGGCUUUCACCAUGAGGGACUCUCUUGCUAAGCAUCAGAGAAUCCAUUCUGGAGAGAAACUUUAUGAAUGUAAGCAAUAUGGACAGGCUUUCACAGAGAGGGGCCAAUUUGCUGUACAACAGAGACUGCAUGCUGGAGAGACACCUUAUGAAUGUAAACAAUGUGGAAAGGCUUUCACUAUGUGGAGCAAUCUUACUGGUUUUUAG